This is a messenger RNA of Camelina sativa (false flax), 692 nucleotides long. RefSeq names its product histone H3.2. Lineage: Eukaryota; Viridiplantae; Streptophyta; Magnoliopsida; Brassicales; Brassicaceae. The record is from RefSeq and is a predicted model, not a curated record. Gene Ontology annotation, molecular function: structural constituent of chromatin; protein heterodimerization activity; DNA binding. Gene Ontology annotation, cellular component: nucleosome.
AACCUAACUCUGUAAAUCAAUCAAACACAGUCUCUCAGCAAUCAAAAACAAAUAAGUCUUCAAUUUCUCAUUUCUCAAGAAUCUCAUAAAUGGCCAGAACCAAGCAGACCGCUAGAAAAUCCACCGGAGGAAAAGCUCCAAGGAAGCAACUCGCGACGAAAGCGGCGAGGAAAUCAGCUCCAGCAACCGGAGGAGUGAAGAAGCCACACAGAUUCCGUCCAGGAACGGUGGCGCUGAGAGAAAUCAGGAAAUACCAGAAAAGCACUGAGCUAUUGAUCCGUAAGCUUCCGUUCCAGAGACUCGUUCGUGAGAUCGCUCAAGAUUUCAAGACGGAUCUGAGGUUUCAGAGCAGUGCAGUCGCGGCUCUCCAAGAAGCAGCUGAGGCUUACUUGGUUGGUUUGUUUGAGGAUACUAACCUUUGUGCGAUUCAUGCUAAGAGGGUUACGAUCAUGCCUAAGGAUAUCCAACUCGCAAGGAGGAUUAGGGGUGAGAGGGCUUAAGAUGAUGAAGAAGAAGAAGAUUAGCCUAGAUUCAGUUUUGUUUCUCCUGUGUUUGUAGUUCUUUUUUAAAAAGUGUCUUCCAGAUGUUCGAUAAAAUGCCCAAAUGAAUAUUUAAUCUUAGAUCAAAUGUUCAAUUCGGCUUGGUAACUCUAAUUCUGAUGUGAAUUUUGCAAUAGAAAAAGUGGUUUGUCA